Messenger RNA from Protopolystoma xenopodis, 411 nucleotides. The record is from the annotation of a GenBank genome assembly. NCBI's taxonomy places the organism in Eukaryota, Metazoa, Platyhelminthes, Monogenea, Polystomatidea, Polystomatidae.
AUGCGGCUUUACGCGUUGAAGGGUCGGGGGGUUGGGCAGACGCCUUGGCGACGUCUUGACACCGACCGCGAGAGCGCCUUUGGCGGCAAUCAGAGUCACAGCUGGACUGCUCAAACCGCCCUGACGAUUCCACUCUUUCCUCUGAUGCUGGUGCGCUUUCUUGGCCUGGAUAGGCUCACCUCCAGUCUAGGCAACAUCAAUCUGGCCAAGGGCAUUGCCUGCAUCGUGGGGCCUCUGAUCGCAGCUGUCCGAUCCGAACGAGAGGCCUCCGCUUACCACCUCACUCCGCCUCAAGGUGGUCGUUUGUCCCUUACCGGACAGUCUAUUGGCAGAUUCAGCUCGUGCCAUGUUGCAAGUGCACACACACAAACACCAACAAGCCUAGGCUUUGUCCAAUGCUUUUGGCAGUAA